Molecule: messenger RNA, 2419 nt
Organism: Strongylocentrotus purpuratus (purple sea urchin)
Lineage: Eukaryota; Metazoa; Echinodermata; Echinoidea; Camarodonta; Strongylocentrotidae
Gene: aimp2
Product: aminoacyl tRNA synthase complex-interacting multifunctional protein 2
Exons: 4
Coding region: 248-1180 (310 amino acids)
Cellular component (GO): aminoacyl-tRNA synthetase multienzyme complex
Source: RefSeq, a predicted model, not a curated record
AUUUGAAAUUAGAUACGUUCAUCCCUCGUAGCGUAGUGAAAAAUAGUGUCACUCUCUUUCACACGUGAAUGUCCAUGACCGAGCUAGCGAAAUACAUCCAGGUACUGCGCCCAGAGUUUAGGGGGAGAGAAUCACCGACGUGGCGGAAAGGAACUGCUUUCACUAUACACUUUAUGCAUGCACCCGCUGCUGAAGACUAGCUAGCAGUAACAUAUCGACGCGACACGAGAAGCGGAAUUCCACAACCAUGAGUGGCACUUCUGGAAUGUUUAAGCUCAAACCAUUCUACGAUUUUGACAAAACACAGAUUGAUCUUCCAGACUGCAUGUUCAAGAUGGCUAAUAUUCAGGGAAAUUCAUCGCAAACAAAUAGUGGAGAGGUUGACCCUGCUGUUGCAGCGCUAGAACGUCGCCAGGAAGCCAUCCUUACAGAUCUGCGCUCAAUGGAAACAGAAGUAGCUGCAUUGACGACCAAGAUUCAACCCAAUGCACAGGACAAGACUUCUGCUCCUUCCACGUCUGCUUCUCCCUCAUCCUCAAAAUUGGUGUCCGGAGGUCUCCAUGAUGUCGUCAUCUAUGCAAACCCCAACAACCCUCCUUACUCUCUACUGGUUCUCUACGAGCAGCUGAAGCAGCAGUUCAGAUGCUUGACAAAAGUUCACAUGCACUCCUCUAUAUCCUCUGUUCCUGAUAAACUUAUCGGUUACUUCAAUCAAAAUGGUGGUCAACCUCUCCUGCGGAUGGAUGCUCAGCUCUCCAUCACCCUCAUCUGGAAGAAUGUAUCACAAGGUCCCGAGAUGAAGAUCCAGGCAAACUCCCAGACCCCUAUCCAAGGGGAGGUGAACAUCCUCCGCUACCUGAGCCGUCUCUUGACCCCAGCCUAUGAUGCCUCCGACGAUAUCAUCACCGUGGCCAACAUUGACAACUUCCUGGACCUGGCUAGCUCUACAUUGCUCAACGGCACCUCAAAGGAGAAAGCUGCCGGUGUCAGGGGUCUCAACUCUGCGCUGGGAAGGGGGGCUUGGCUCGUCGGUAGCGGCCCAACGGUGGCCGACAUCGCAGUUUGGAGCGCGUUGCACCAGACUGGCUUGGCCAGUGGAGCGCCAUCUAAUGUUCAGAAGUGGCUGAAGUCUUGUGCUGCUCAAAGUGAUUUCAGGACUGCUUUAAAUGCUGUAGCAUGAAUUAUGAUAGUAUGAAGUGGAGAGAAUUAGGUAGUAUUUGGUUGCCUGCUAUUAUAUUUAGGUUAGUAAAAAUGGUAUACUAACUGCGGUAUACAAAUAAUGUAUUUCAGAGUGUAAUAGUAUCAAUGCAAUUCUUAUACUGUAUACAAUAUCUAUCUCUCUCUCUCUCUCUCUCUGACUCUCUCUCUCUCUCUUUUGUGUAUAGGUUAUAAGUAUGAGUUGCAUUGCACCAUGUCAAACAUUGGUUACUUGCAUCAACAGAGGGUUGUGGUAUAAUUCACAAAAACACAUGGCAGAUAAUGUGGUCAUGCCAGGUAUUUUGUCACAUAUUUUGAAUGUAGACCAAGGAAUGUAGUGGCUAUUUCUGACCAUAGUUGGAUAUUUGGGAGUUUCAUUUAUCUGGUCAUGGGGAAGUCUGAGGUUUUGGGGUAAUUUCUGCCAAGAUUGCCAAGUAUUGUAGAGUGCUGGACAUAAAUCGACAUUAAAUGUCAUUCUACUUCAUAUUGUAUUACAAACAAACUCUAGUAGGCUAAAAUCUUAAAUGUAUUCGGUAACAUACUGUAUGGCAUAAAAUAGCUAGGAUCUGCCCUCUUUCUUGGUCACAUGUGUAGUCACAGAUUAACGAACAGGCACAUUGAACAUUUUUGCGCCUUAUGGUUGCUCAGCUCCAGCCGGGGUAAUAAUGUGAUGCUUGGUAUACAUUAAGCAGAGUAGAGUAUAUUUUUAUAGAAGCUUUGCUUUAAAGAAUUGACAUAUUAUUAUUACCAUUAUUAUUGAAGUGUUUUAAUUGGUUAGAUCCAUUCUUCAAAUGAUGUAUCAACUUAAAAUCCCAAUAUCGGGUAACUUUGUAUUUAUGAAUUUAUGCUGUAACACAAUGGACUUGCACAAAUAGUACAAGUUUAAGAGUAUUGAUUAACAUUGGUUUUUUAUUUACCCUUUAAACAUGUGGAUAAAAUAACUUGCGAUCUAAAUCUUAACAUUUCACAUUUUAUUCGUUCAGCUGAUACAGGUUUAUGGGUAAAGAAAUAGCGGUCACAUUAACACAAUUACCAGACACCAUAAAGGACACUAUAGGAAAUAUUAAUUCUAAAUGCCAUGUAUUUGAUCGCUGGUUUACAAAUUUAUUUAAGACUUGAAAAGGAGUUUAACCCAUAUACCCACUCUAUGUAUGAAUUAGAAUUAGGAGCAUGCACUCAGAAAAGAUUUAAAUAUUUUAAAUACAAAAAAAAAAUCCUUCAA